This is a messenger RNA of Tachysurus fulvidraco (yellow catfish), 2905 nucleotides long. RefSeq lists its product as uncharacterized. Bases 274 to 1833 code for a protein of 519 amino acids. The transcript has 12 exons. Gene Ontology annotation, molecular function: protein binding. NCBI's taxonomy places the organism in Eukaryota, Metazoa, Chordata, Actinopteri, Siluriformes, Bagridae. The record is from RefSeq and is a predicted model, not a curated record.
AAACAGUUUCAAAAACUUUGAAUAAAUCUAAACCCUGGAGCAAGACACUAAAUCCUGAAGAGCUGCAUUCCAGUGAAAUCGGAAUAGUGUAAAACACACACAACUCCUCCUCCACCUCCACCUCCACCUCCACCUCCUCCUGUUGUUCGCUUGUCACGCAACCAAAAGCUAAAGCCAACAAACAAACGCACCUGUUCACCUGAGAGCUACUAAAACACAGCCUGAGAGACGGAGGGUUCAGCUGUCAUUGUUUUAAAGAGUCACAGCACCACAAUGUCCAGAGAUGAGCCUGGAAGAAGGAGAGGCAGUUCACGCUCUAUAGAACUAGUUACUACCUUCACAGGAUCUAAUGAGUCGGGAAGAAUGCCCCUAAGCCCGGGGUCUCCGAGCGCCCAGUCCCAGACCAGUGACAGCUCUUCUGUCUUUUAUUCUGAUGCUGAGGAAUCCGGCAGCACCACAAUGUCCAGAGAUGAGCCUGGAAGAAGGAGAGGCAGUUCACGCUCUAUAGAACUAGUUACUACCUUCACAGGAUCUAAUGAGUCGGGAAGCACCACAAUGUCCAGAGAUGAGCCUGGAAGAAGGAGAGGCAGUUCACGCUCUAUAGAACUAGUUACUACCUUCACAGGAUCUAAUGAGUCGGGAAGCACCACAAUGUCCAGAAAUCAGCAUGAAGCAACAAGCAGAAGUAACACCGGGGCCAGUCCAUGUGUCACGGAUGCAGAUGUUAAAUAUAAUGAUUUAGAAAGCUUGCCGUUCUACAGGUCCGGGUCUGUGAGGUCCACCUUGUCCUCUAAGAGCAUUAGUUCUUUAUGUUCAGUGCCUGAAAUACUGGAUGAUGACAUCAGAAUGUUCCUCAGGCCGGAGUCUCCGGGCGCCCAGUCCCAACCGAGUGAGAGCUCUUCUGUUAGCAGAGACUCAGGGAUCUCUCACUCAACAGACUUCAGCCGCUUAUCCAUCUGUAGGGCAGAGGACCUCAGCGAAGAGCCUCCUCAGUCCGCCGGACUGGAUGAUGUGGCCUGUGACUUUUGCACAGAAAAGAAAAAUAAAGCCUGGAAGUCGUGUUUGAUUUGCCUUCGUUCGUUCUGCGAAAGACAUGUGAGGGAUCACUACAGAUACAAAGAGCUGGAAGAACACCAGCUCGUGGAAGCGGCCGCAGAUCUGAAUGUAUAUAAUAAGUUGGCUGAGCUGAAGCAAAACAUCAGGAACCUGAGUGAAGAGAACCGAGCGCUGAGAGAGAAACUAAACUCCUUGGAACAAAGCAGCAGCACACCGAGACUUCCUGCUUAUAUCUGUAAAGGAAAAAUCCCCACAGCAGCCAACGUAGUUUUGGAUCCUGAGACGGCUCACCGCUCACUCAUCCUCUCCCCCAACGGUAAACAAGUGAGAAUGGGCCAAAAAAAUAAAGUCAAGCCUGGGCCUCAAAGGUUCGACAGGUGGGAGUGUGUUCUCGCUAAAAACGGCUUCAGCUCAGGACGACAUUACUGGCAGGUGGAGGUGAAUAAAGAGUUCACGAUCGGCGUGACGAAGAGUUCGGCACAGAGGAAUAGUCGUUUCACCUUCGCUCCCCUUCAGGGUUACUGGUGCAUCUUCCACUUCUGGCUCUCCUUCUCGGCCCUGGAAGAUCCCGUGGUGCGACUUCCCAUGAGCUCUGUGCCCCAAGUGUUAGGCGUGUGUGUGGACGUGGACGAAAAGUGGGUGACGUUUUACAACGCCGUGACCAAAGAGAAAAUCUACACCUUCAAAAACAUGAAGCUGGCACCUGGAGAUGAGGUCUACCCCAUCUUCCGCACAGUGGAGAAAAGCAUGGACCUUCAGAUUAACACUGUGGUCUGAACACAGAUGGAAAGCUUCAUCCUGCUGUAAGUAGCUGUAGUUAAUUUGAGGUCCUGUAGUGAGCACUCACGUUGAGAAACAUCUGCUUAGGUUUUAUUAAAAUGAAACACUUGCUCUUCAUUAUAAGAUUAUAAACACUCAAAUUUUAAAUGCUUUCAUUGGGUUAUACAUCUACCAUGAGGUGGUGGAGACAAGAUUUCCUUCAGGUUGUCCUUUUGUUCAUUCCACUGAGAUCAUCACGAGCAGCAGAAGAACUGAUUCCACUGUGGAAUCGAUCCAGACAGGCUGAAGGUCACAGCAAGGGCAGAUGUUGAACUGUGAUCAUGUGAUAUUUUCCUUAUGACUAGUAGUGAAGGAGUUUCUGCCUGAACUUGUGAUGAGCUUUUUUUCAGCUGGUGAAAUGGAUAUUUAGUUCCUCUUUUUUUCUAAUUCAAUGUAGAUAGUGUUUGGUUUUUAUAUUAACUGAGCAAGAUGUUGGUGCACUCACACUUUUACUGAACUGGUCUCUCUGGUAGCUCCACCCCUGGGAGCUGAGCUCUUCUGACACUGUGCUAUGUGGGAUGGGUCUGUAGAGGGUUCCACAGAGCUUCUGUCAUGACCCUGUGAUCCUGGUGGGUGUGAGAGACAGGAGCAGGUUCUCCAGGAGGAACAGAGUUACGACGUGAAAUGAUGAAGAAUUUCUGAAUAGUUUUAGAAACACUGCCAUAGAGCCAAACAAACACGACUCACUGUUAGUCCUGUGUCCUGUCACUUUCCUUUAAAUCUGAGCUAAUAAAUGUUUUAAAGAGAGAAGCAGCAGAUAUCUGCAGUGACCACAAGAUGUUACUGACUAAUGUUUGAAUCUGUAGGUGACUAGAAAUUAUUAUUAUUAGUAUUAUUACAUCAUCUCAGAGUUCCAUUUUAAGAAACUCUCCAUAAGUGUGUGUGCUGCUAAUUUAACACGGGGAAACACAAUAAACACAGUAAUAAACACAAAAACACACACUUUAUUCACAAUUUUUAGAUCAGUGAGUUCGGCUGUUUGAGCAAUUUCUCUCAUGUAAACUUUGUUGGACCUUUAAUAUCUAUUUCA